Messenger RNA from Gigantopelta aegis, 2536 nucleotides. RefSeq names its product multiple epidermal growth factor-like domains protein 10. Bases 169 to 1518 code for a protein of 449 amino acids. The record is from RefSeq and is a predicted model, not a curated record. NCBI's taxonomy places the organism in Eukaryota, Metazoa, Mollusca, Gastropoda, Neomphalida, Peltospiridae. The transcript is spliced from 3 exons. Gene Ontology annotation, molecular function: scavenger receptor activity.
UUGAAAACUAUUGUCCACAAUGUCAAACUAAUGGGAGACAUGGUCCAGCUUGCAGCCUUCACUGCAGUGAAGGAUGCGUACAAGAGAAGUGUGAUCGUUGGACUGGUGUCUGUGAGAGGUGUAAAACUGGCUAUUAUGGAGAGAGAUGUAUCAAAUGUGUAAACUGUGAUGUCUGUGAUGACGAAGGUGUAUGCAAUGGUAGCUGUCACCAAGGGUGGUUUGGAAGCGUUUGUGAUGUCAUGUGUCCCGGUAAUUGCAACGGAAUGUGACAGGUCUACUGGACAAUGCUAUCAAUGUCCAGAAGGAUAUUCUGGUAGAUACUGCACUGAACCCUGUCCCACAACAUGUAGGAGUAUAUCUUGUCAACGAGAUGGCACGUGUUCUGAAGGAUGUAAGGAUGGUUUCUAUGGAGACAAGUGCUCAAAACCAUGCAGCACCCACUGUUUAAACGAACGUUGUCACCAAACUAACGGAUCGUGUGCAAAGGGUUGCAGCAGGCUCGAUGUGUACGGUCCUUUCUGUAACUAUACUUGUAAUGGUAACUGCGAGUCUGUGCGAUGUCAGAGGGAUGCGUCUGGUGAUGUUCUGUGUAGUGCUGAAUGCAUCAGUGGUAAAAUGGGAGACCAAUGUAUACAAGACUGCCCUGCGUAUUGUCACGGAUCAUGCGAUCAAACAUCUGGUAGGUGUUUAAACUUAUGUAGGUCUGGUUACCAUGGAAACGACUGCUCUGAAAGGUGCCCUGUUAACUGUCUCACGGACAACUGUAUCCGGGUCUAUGGCACCUGCACCUAUGGCUGCAAACCUUCUUUCUAUGGAGCCACGUGUUCUAAGCGCUGCAGUAAGAACUGUAGGAAAUCAAGGUGCCAUAUGGAUCCAGGACUACCCUGCGAGGAUGGAUGUGUUGGUGGGUGGAGAGGAAACUACUGUAAACAGACGUGUCAAGAAAAUUGUUCUGUUUGUGACCAACACUCUGGAAGAUGUAGUGGGUGCGUGGAGGGGCUCUAUGGGGAGAACUGCGAUAGUAUUUGUCCUGAUGGGUGCUCUCUGUGUAAUCAGGUCACUGGAACAUGUAUGGCGCCCGGAGCUGAAGGUCAAAGGAAAAGCAUUGAUGGAAUGUAUAUGAACAUCACGAAACCUAACUUUGUGCUCCUGUGUUUGAUCGUGUCAGUCAUCAUUAUGAUUCUUGUUGGGGUUAAUGUUGGGGUUAUUGUGCACCUGAUAUGCAGGCGGCCGGCAUCCGAAAAAACAUCUUCUGAAGCACAUUCAUUGACAACCAUCCACUCAACUUCUCACAGUUAUGACACGAUUGACCAUAGUAGACCAGCAACGGAUUACGAAAGACUUCCGAUGAGCAUUGAAAGCUCCAUGGUGUCACUAGAGGUACCCUCUCAAGGAGGAGUAUUUGAUGACGUCGAGGAACGUCAGUGGCUCAAAUGCAAUGGUCACGCAACAGAUGGCAGUGACAGAUCUACGUCAUCGCUUUAUUUGCAUCCAGCUCAACCUGGCGAAUCUCUGUAGGAUUAAGGGGAAACCUUACUAUCGCAUGCAGCGCCACUAUAUUGAGCAGCGGUAGACUCGUAAACUGGCCGCGCGACAGUGGCGUGACGUCACUAAGGAUAAGGUUAGCACUGAAACAUGCAGAUGUUACGUAACGCAAUACAGUCCGUCUAUAUCGGCUAAUAACCAUAGUGUGUUUUUAGUUUUUACAACAUGUUGUUUUUCAUAUAUAAUUUGUGUUAUAAAAUUAUAUCAAAAGUUGUAUGAUUAGGCAAACUGAUGUACUUCCACGUUCGUCCUAAAAUGGACAGCAAAUACCGUAAUUAUCACAGGACUGUCAUUUUGGCUUCGUAUUCAAUAACAUAUCCUGGUAGUGCACUAUGUUUUCUUAUUGCUAAAAGUAAAACAUAGGUGGCAUGAAUUUUAAUGUAUUUGCUAAGCUCUGCGAUAACUUACUUCUACCGAUUAUUACUUAUGGAGCAUCGGUUUGGGGAACUAAUGUAUAUUCUUGUAUUGGGGCUGUUCAAAAUAGAGCUUGUCGGCUUUUUCUAAGUGUGGGGAAGUAUACCUCUAUUGAUGCAGUGCUUGGGGAUAUGGGUUUGGAUGCCUGUGUUUCUGUCACAGAGGAAGCCUGUGUUAUAGCAGUGGUACAGAUUAACCAAAGUGAAUAUUUAUAGACUCAAUAAGGUUUUCAAUUGGGCUGAGAAAGUGUUCUGUUCGUUCCAAAACUGAAACAAACAUUUUAAAUGUGAAUAUUUUACUGAAUUUUAUGUGUCAACUCUUUUGCCAGCAAUGCAUAGAAUUUCUAUUUCCAAAUUUAGAUGUGGCGUUGCACAUUUAAGGAUAGAAAUUGGUAGAUAUGAAAGCCUACCAUUAGAGGAACGAACAUGUACUAUGUGUAAUGAAGUGUCCUCUUUAUGAUGAUCUUAAAUAUCCGCUGUUUUUAAAAGCUAGUUUUUAAUUAAUGAUUUUCAUCAAAUGUCGGAAGAAGACAAAUUUUAUGUGGUUUUUUUUUUAGCGAUUCACGUAUGUCUCUUUU